GGCAAAACUGAGUCGCGUACGUCAUUCAUUGCCAACAGAUUCAUGUUCACAUUGCAAUAAAUUUCUAUAAAAACUAAAAAAAUCGUCGGUUUUAGCAACAUAACAUAUUGCAAAUAAGUGUGAAGUAUUGUGAUAUACAUCCUUUAGUAUUAAUUAAUCUAGUUCAAUUUUAUUAAAUUCAAUAUGUUUAUUUUAGACUGGUUUACUGGUGUCCUCGGAUUCCUUGGUUUGUGGAAAAAAUCUGGCAAACUACUGUUCUUGGGUCUGGACAAUGCUGGCAAAACAACACUCCUGCAUAUGCUAAAGGAUGACAGACUUGCGCAACAUGUACCCACACUACAUCCUACUUCUGAAGAGCUCUCAAUAGGCAGUAUGCGCUUCACAACGUUCGACCUGGGCGGACAUCAGCAGGCGCGGCGCGUGUGGCGUGACUACUUCCCCGCCGUGGACGCGAUCGUUUUCUUGGUGGACGCGUGCGACCGCGCGCGUCUGCCCGAGUCCAAGGCCGAGCUGGACUCAUUACUCACAGACGAAACACUCAGCAACUGUCCCGUACUCAUACUCGGCAAUAAGAUCGACAAACCCGGCGCGGCCAGCGAGGACGAGCUCCGCCAGUUCUUCAACCUUUAUCAACAAACCACUGGAAAGGGCAAAGUAUCCAGAUCAGAGCUGCCUGGACGGCCGCUGGAACUGUUCAUGUGCUCAGUACUGAAGCGACAGGGUUACGGCGAAGGAUUCCGUUGGCUCGCCCAGUACAUCGACUGAACUCAUCGCCAACACACCGCACUCGGGCUAGCUUAUACUCGUAUGCUUUUCUGAUAAUGUCCAAACGUAGCUGCCUAUAUUGGGAUCCGGAAAAUUAUUUGUUAUCCAACUCGAGUACUGUAUCAAUACUCUACAUAAUGAACACUGCGUUGUGAAGGUGUGAUGAAUUGCUGUAACUAUUUUAGUUCAUUAGUAAGUUAAUUAACUAACAGUUUUAUACUUUACAAUUGAUUGUGAAGGUAACAGUUGAUGUUUGUAGCAUCAAUAGGUGUACUUAACACCUAUAUAGAGAUGCAGUCUUUUUUAUUUUUGGUAUCGUUUCAAUGGUGGUGAUAUCCAAGUAGCUACGUUUACCUAAUUGUGUGAAGUUCGAAAUGCGCCCGUCUGUAAGCUGCCUCACUCGCUAACUAGUAAUCUGACGUUUUUAAUUUCGCUGUCCUGUCCUUAUAUUUAGUAUUUCGUAUUUCUAAGAGGUGAAUCUCACCUGUAUUACCUUGGCAUACUGUAUUCUUAUUUUUAUAUACUUUUUCUGUAGUUUUAUUAAAUGUGGGACAUUCCGACUAAUUAUGAAUUUUCGUACAUACAUUAUAGUACAAAGCAGAUUUAAAUGUACUAUUUAGUACCCAUAUUACAAUAAACAUUACUAGUUAGCGAGACACGUAUUGCGGUUUAAAAUAUAUUUCAGCUAUAAUAACAAAUAGUUCUUAGUUGUUCAGUGAUUAUUUGUUUGGCUGUUAAAUGAUAACCUUUCAAUUUACGUAGUAUGUAAAGAACUGAACGCUUCUCCUCCUGUACGUUCUUUGUGUUUAUGAAACAAUAUAAAUUUGUGUCUAUAUAAAUAAGCUAAUGGUGCGAAGCAUUGUAUGUAUAGUUUCCAUGGUCAACACACAUUACACCACAGUUGCAAUUUUGUGCAAUUUAAAUGCUGAUUUGUUGCAGUUCAUAAUAGACAAUAUUUCUCCUAAUCAGCUCAGGCUCAUUGCGGAGCCGGAGUGUUAUUAUAAGAUGUAAUUAAAUUCAAAUUUUAAAUAUUAUUAAUAUUGUUACUCUCAUUCCAACUGUAUUGAGUGAUAAUUUUGACCUGAAUUAUUUAUCAAAUACUGCUCACUGCGUUGUAUGUAUAUUUAAUUGUAACGACGAGUUAUAUUUCUGUAAAUUAUUUCAAUCAUUUGAUUAUAUUUUGCGGAUUGUUUAAAUAGUGUGUGGGGUUCGGAGCGGCUAGUCUACUUUGUGGUAGAUCGAUAAUGAAAUGAUUUUACAUUGUAAUAGAGUUUGAAUUUGAAUAUAAAAUGUCGAGAAGUUGAGUUUCUUCCAAUCAAAGCCUACCGAGUGACUUUUACGCUGAAGACAAUGUUGUCAUCUGUUCCGCCGCAUGUGGACUGUGUGCAAUGUAAUUCCUUCUAUUCUAUUUUGCACAAAAGUACCAGUACGCGGAAUUUUACGCUCGUCUGGCUCUUAUGUGUAACAAAAAAAACAGAAUUCUUUUAAUUUAAGUUGGAAGAGCUGCAUUUCUAAGCACAAACGAAAAUAUAUAGAAACUCAUUAGUAGACAUCACAAUAUGGACAUUACAACCCGAUAGAAAUUUCUCGAAUAUUUUUCUUUGGCAAGCCCAACCAAAAAUGUUCCAGAAAGUUUAUAAUGAAAUAACGUUAUGACAAAAAUCGUCAUUCACGGUCAGUCGGUUAAGAAAGAGACUGAUAUAUGUAUGUAUGACGAUUAUUACAUGUUUAAUUAUUCAGGUUCAGGAUUGUUCAGGUGAAACUUAUGUUAUAGAUACUAUAGUUUUCAGUUGUACGUGUUUUGUACGACAUAUAGUUUUAAAAUAUAGCCAUUUUAUAUAAAGACGAGCCGUUUCCAGUAAUUUGUCGCGAUCAACAUCUGCUGGCUCACCAGCUCUUCUAGACAAUGUUUUUGGGUAUAUUAUUUGCAGUUAAGUCCAGAAAACAAGAUUUGUAAUAAAAUUUAUA
Achroia grisella is the source of this 2733-nucleotide messenger RNA. RefSeq names its product GTP-binding protein SAR1b (gene Sar1). Gene Ontology annotation, biological process: endoplasmic reticulum to Golgi vesicle-mediated transport; membrane organization; vesicle organization. Gene Ontology annotation, cellular component: COPII vesicle coat; endoplasmic reticulum exit site. The transcript is spliced from 5 exons. Gene Ontology annotation, molecular function: GTP binding; GTPase activity. The coding region runs from base 184 to 765 and encodes 193 amino acids. The record is from RefSeq and is a predicted model, not a curated record. NCBI's taxonomy places the organism in Eukaryota, Metazoa, Arthropoda, Insecta, Lepidoptera, Pyralidae.